This is a messenger RNA of Lytechinus variegatus (green sea urchin), 1149 nucleotides long. Its product is annotated as neurogenic locus notch homolog protein 1-like. The record is from RefSeq and is a predicted model, not a curated record. Gene Ontology annotation, molecular function: calcium ion binding. Bases 1 to 1149 code for a protein of 382 amino acids. The transcript is spliced from 6 exons. Gene Ontology annotation, cellular component: membrane. Lineage: Eukaryota; Metazoa; Echinodermata; Echinoidea; Temnopleuroida; Toxopneustidae.
AUGACACAGUUUAUGAAGGAGAAUUUCAUGAUUUAUAGUGUCAAAGGCCUUGGAGAUGUCCAGGAAGAUACGACAACUGUUAUCGAUGGAAGUGGUGCAUCGGAGAGCCUAGGAUCAUGCCCGCACCUAAUACCGUCCUGCCCACGUGUUGAAGUCAAUGGCAACGUCAUACAGUACGUCGCGAAAUUGACCACCUUCGCCCCUGAGAUGCUGGCAAAUGUCGUUCCUGAAGAGGCAAGGGGAGGGACAUAUUAUGCUUGUACCAGACCAGCAUGUCUUUCUAACCCGUGUUCGCCUGAUGAAGUUUGCGAGGAAACGAUGACUGGAUUCAGCUGUCAGAUCAACGAAACGGCAUGUAGCACAAAUCCAUGUGAACAGGGCGGUACAUGCACUGUGACGGCAGAUGGAUAUCUCUGUGAUUGUCCAGAUGGAUUUAGCGGCAACGAAUGUCAGAAAGACAGACACCUGAAGAAUAUAAGUCUACUAGGAGGCAGUGAUGCCUCGGAAGGGAGAGUUCGGUUCGCAGUGGACAUCAGCUCGGGUGAAAGUAUAAUAUAUAUGACUAGGUAUUCAUGGACCAUGCAGUUAUCACAUAAAGUGUGCCGACAAUUGGGUUUCACUGGUGCCGCUGCGACGUUAAGAGGGAACAUCUUUCCCGGGUCUUACGCCGAGGUGGAGGACCUUACAGUUGGGGAGAUCCAUUGUCCAUUAACAGAUGACACAAACCUGUCAGAUUGUUGGUUCAGCAAAGUAAGUCGUCGGAACAUCAGUCUAGAGUUUCAUGUAGCCGUGAAGUGUUGCACCCACAGGAAAUGUUCUCCUCCUGGUGUCGCCCUUGGGGUCGAGUCUGGUGAUAUUGUCGUUGACGACAUCACAACGUCAUCAUGUUCAGAUGGGUCCGUAGAGUGCAGUGAAGGCGUGCGUCUUAACUCGAUACUGGCAUGGAAAGCGGCUUCAGACGAUCAAACAAAUGCAUUUAUCCAGGUGCAUCUUUGGAUGUAUCACAUGAUCACUGCUAUAAUCACGCAGGGUGGAGCUAACGGAUCGGUGACUUCGUUCAAGAUUUCAUAUGGUCCUAAGGAAACUGAGCUGACAUUUUAUGAAGAUGCAGUUGACGGCAUUGAAAUGGUGAGUAAAAAAAAAGCGUGA